Molecule: messenger RNA, 505 nt
Organism: Eimeria maxima
Lineage: Eukaryota; Apicomplexa; Conoidasida; Eucoccidiorida; Eimeriidae
Exons: 5
Source: RefSeq, a predicted model, not a curated record
GGUAAUAACAAUCCAACCUGUCCCUCCUGAUUGGCGAGGAAGAGAUAUCCAACAACUUUUACGUCUUUCUUUUGGUGUUUCCCUAGAGACAGAAGACAUAGUAUUUUCUUAUGGACGUAGAGGAGAGCAGCAGCAACUUUGCUUCUGCUGCUGCCGCAGCGAAAAGGACGCGCUGCUGCUGCUGCAGCAACUGCAGGAAUUCCCUGUCCCUAAUCAUCCUGCUUAUCCUGAUCUAUUUGGUUGCUCCUUCUUAUAUGCCAGUCGAGCCGCGCUCUUUGUGUCUCAUGAAGAUUUAGAUUAUCUAACAGUUCUCCGCAAGUUCCAGGUAUUUACGUACGGAUGGCAACCUGAUGUAACAGAAGGAGAAUUUAAGGGUUUACUCCGUCAAUUAAAAAUAUUUCCUGCAGCAAUAAAACGCAUGCAAUUAAAAGGAUGGAAGGAGACAGCAUUCUUCCUACAAUUCGAUAGAAUGAGGGAUGUUAAGCUUGUUAUGGGUUUACCGUAG